ACGCGAGAUUUACAUCAAAAGCUUCGGUCAUUGAUCGCUUUAUUUUCCCUUGGAAAAAUUUCUACUUUCGCACAAAAUCGCAAAACUUAAAAUAUUGUUACAAUAAUAUUAUAUAUGUACACUUCUCUCUUCUUUGAAUUUAUAUGCGAUGCAGUUUCCAUACAAAGUGAACUAUAGAUGAUUACGUAAAUGUACAUACCGAGCAUACUUUAGCGAAAGCAUGCAGAGUGCUAGGGGCGAAAAGCUUACGAUCAUCUUACGUUGAAUCUUAAAGACAGCAACGCUAUUUUCGCAUAUUUCACGAGACAGAAAUUAUUCAAGUGCGGUUUAGAAAAAGUGGCAUUUACAAUUAGUUCCUUGCAAGUAUCAUCCGGGGAUCUGCUGUCAGAUCGAGAUCGAUUUCGCGCCAAAUUGUUCGACAAUGGAAGAGAUCGUGGAAAUAUCAGGGGACGACGUUCAUGAGAAUCCGAAAAACUGGGGCGACACUAUGGAAAGGAUACAGUAUUGGUAUCCGGAAGGUCAGCAAGGCCAGCAGAGCGAGCAGGAACUGGCGACGAAAAUGCUGCAAAUUCAAAGCAAAAGAUUCUACCUUGACGUAAAACAAAACAGACGUGGAAGGUUUAUCAAAGUCGCUGAGAUCGGAGCGGAUGGAAGAAGAAGCCAAAUCUAUCUGGCACUCAGUACAGCAUCCGAAUUUCGGGACCAUCUGUCGACGUUUAGCGAUUUUUAUGCAUCUCUAGGUCCACCAAAUCCGGAAAACGUACCAGACGACGGAAAACUCAAGUCAGAAAUGAUGGUGAAGGAUAAUAGGCGAUAUUACUUGGACCUCAAGGAGAAUUCUCGCGGCCGUUUCCUGCGGGUGUCGCAGACGAUAACACGGGGAGGACCUAGAACGCAGAUUGCAAUACCAGCGCAAGGUAUGAUAGAGUUUCGUGACGCGUUAACGGACCUUCUCGAGGAAUUCGGGACGGAUGACGGUGGCUUCAAAGGCGACUUGCCGGAGGGCCGUUACAUGCGUGUGGAUAGUAAGAAUUUCUAUUUUGAUAUCGGCCAGAACAAUCGUGGCAUCUACAUGAGAAUUUCUGAGGUGAAGACAAACUUCAGGACAGCCAUCACCGUACCGGAAAAGUCUUGGGCGCGUUUCCGUGAUAUCUUCGCAGAUUAUUGCGAAAAGAUGAAGGAGGGCGGCGGCGUUAGUAGCAGCAGCGGAGGGAAUGUAUUGUCCGAGGGGAAGGGCUCGGUGGUGGCACAGGUACCAUCGCCAUCUUCGAACACACAGCCUAACCCCAAUCCAAAUUUAGACUCUCCCCUAAUCAAGUGAAAAAGGCUUUAACUUAACUCGAACAUUUGGGAAUUAUAACUCGUUUUCAAGUCAUUAAGCGAAGUAAAGGAAGUUGUCAGAGUCUAUGCCAUCGUCGGUCAUCAUCAUUAUUAUUCAUCGGCUAUGACAUCGACAUGGUCAUCGGCAUGAUCAUCGUCAUUGUCACACCGCCAUCGACACCACAUUACUGUCACCGUCGCCUGUCACCGAGAUACCGUCAUCGACACCGUCAUCGUCAUCGCCACAUCAUACACCGUCACACUUGCCAUCAAUUGCGCGAACACCAAAACUCGCCUGAAAUAUGGCCAUUAUAUCGCAAAGAGUAUCAGCCGAUUGUUGAAUGUAUAUUCAUAUAAUCACAGAUUUGAUAAAAAAAAGAAAAAAGACGGGGUGCACGACGGUAUAUGGUUAUUAAUACACAAAUGAAUCGGCGCGUCUCGCGAAGAUGAGAAAGGCGGAAGGUGGGAGAGGAUAGAUGGUGUGUGUGUAUGUGUGUGUGUAUGUGUGUGCGUGUGGGCGUGUGUGUGUUUGCAUGGAGGGAAAACGAGUCACUGCCGCUCGUGCGACUAACACAGAAUAAACAACAAGAAAAAAAGAGACACGCAACAACGGAAAAUCGAGAAUAUAAUUAUUGCGCGAUAUCUUUUUAGGCGAGCACGAGUUGCCAUCGAUUAACGUUAUGAGUACUACCGUUCAUUUCCUGGCUUUUUGCGAACGCACGUCUGUUUGGUUUUGCUAAGCUUCUUGUACUAAUUUUUCAUUCUCAGACAUUCAGGGUACGCGCGUGCGCGUUUCACUUGUCACUUGUGCGUUGAACGAACAAGAAUCUUCGAACGGGAAAUGGACUGUAGUGUGGAUCACGUUACAAUUGAAUUUGAUCGUUCAGAAUUUAUGAAUAAAUAGUUGUUAUAUUAACGAUUAUAUCACGACGAAGUAGAAAGGGGAAAAAGCGUGUGAUUUGUCGCGAGGGAAAGCGAAAAUAAAGAAAAAGAUCUAUCGUGUCUACGUAGGCAGUACGUAUGUCUCUUUUCGAUUUAACCGACAAAAAAAAUAUCUUGAAUCAAGUCGCUGUAUUUUCAACGGACACUCGUUGAGCAAAAGUCGCGAAUGGUGUGAAUGUAGAUAAAAUAUUGCUGAACGCCUCUUGCGACUCCAUUGUCAUUUUCUCGACGAUAAAAGAGUGCGAUUUAUUACUGCGGUUAAGUCGAACGAAACAUAAGAGGAAAAGAAACCAAGAAUAAGAAUGAAAAAAAUAUUCGCGUAUUAUCGCAAAUAUUCGAAUAUUUAUAUAUUACUGUCUGCAUUGCGACAUCAUACACUCGUUUAAAAACUGAAUGACGUCUUUAUUAAAAGUAAUGAGAUAAUAUAUAUAUAGCAUAGGUGAGGGAGAGAGAAAAAAAAGGGAUGGUAGCCCGAGAGAAUAUGAAACCAUAUAUUAAUACAUAUUAAUAUGUAUAUUAUACAAAGUUAAUUAUACGUUUUGUUUCAUCGAUUCAUACGAAAGGGGUGCACGCGAUCAUAUAUAUAUGAAAAAGACGCGUAAGAGACACGCGCUUUUACAAAAUGCAAAAAACACACACAUAUACAUACACAUACAUGCAUGGAUUUAUGCACGCAAAAACAUGCAAUAUACAUUUCGGGAAAAAAAAAAAAACACCAAACACGCGAUUUCGAUAUUUUCCACACCGAAUUCACACAGAAUGAAUAACGACACGCGCACGACGUAUAUUCCACCAUAAAAAAAAAAAAACAUAUUCCGCCGCAAGGAACACGGUACAAGAGACGGUGUAUGUAAUUAAGUUACAUAAGUUUGAACGAUGAUCGAGUUCUAACACAAUUGCAUAUUAGGUAUGUAUUAUACGAAUGCAUAAUAGGUAUUUAUAUAGAAUCUAUAUAACUGUAUAAUUGUAACGAAAUGCCAAUGUCCGCGGACCCAGGCAACUGUACAAAUCUGGCGACGUACAAUCAAUCGAAUUGAAAAUCGUUGUUGGGCGUUGCAGUUGCUUAGGUCCCUCUUGCCGGACACAGGAAGAAAGAUGAGACAAAACGAAUGGCACAGAAAGGGAAAAAUAAUAUUUCAAGAGAGAGAAGGAGGAGAAUAACACGCAAUUGUGUUAUCUCUCUGAGUAAAAAGGAAAUCUAAAUACGCUUCGAUUCUGCAACGCUGUGCUAAUAUCAACACAAUGAUAAAUAUCUAUCCGUUCUCUUUUGUGUUUCUUCUGUGAUUGAAACGGCAAACCGACAUAAAUCUAUAUUUCGCACUGGUGCGAAUAUGAAACGAAUGAGAAACCCAUAUAGAGGAAGAAAGACACGUAGAUACGCGUUAUUAAAAAAUGCUAUUUAAUUGGGGCGCGUUCGAUUGAGUGCGUGAUCGGCGCGUUUGCAUUUUCGAUGAGAUAUAAAAUGAGUAUAAUUUUAUUUAUUUUCUAGCGACAAACUCUUAUUGCUAACGUAUUUCGAUAGUAAAAUAAUUAUUCUUCAGUUGCAUUUCCUUUUAAAAUUUACAAUUUCGGCUGGUCUGAAUUUACUUAGCACGUAGAUCGUUUCGACGAAUAUAAAUAUGAAAUAUAAAUCACAAUAACAAAUUCAAGUACGCACGAGUGGGUGAUAUAUAUUGAGACAAGAAUCCCGAUCCUCUUCGAUUUUAAAGUAUAAUUUUUUCCAAGAUGAUCUUUCUCACAUUCUUUCUCUCAUUCUUUGAACGCACGUUUAAAACGAUCGUUCCGCGAUAUCGAUAUAUAUAAUUUGUAUUAAUUAAUUACUAAUAACUAAAAUUAACGAGAAGGACAAACGAAAUCUAUUUCAACAGAUUGUUGACGAGCUUUUACAUGUCUGUACUUUUUUUUUACAUCUUUUCAAAUUUAUUAUCGGAAAUUUUUUUGUUAAGUUCAAGGGAAAGGGGGAGAGGGGUCAGAAAAAAACCUGCGAUCUGUGCAACAAGCAUUGUAUAUUGUUCGGAUAGAGCGUUGUAAACGGAAACUGCAAGGAAGAGGCAUAGAAAAAAAUCGUUCACUGGCGCAGAUGGUAUGACAUUGUGAUCUAUGCAAAUUACAAAUCACAAAGCAGCCACAAGUAGUAGAUAUUUAAGAUAUAAAUACACGUAAAAAAAAAAACACGUACGUCUAUGGCGACUAGAGAAAAAGGGGAGGAAACACUGUGUUACUGAAAUGUACGCGCGAUAGCGUGCAUUUUAACACGUUAUUAAAAAGCGAGGACGACUACAAACGUACCUAACUAAAAAAACGCAGAGAAGGCGAGAGAAAGAGAGAAACAGAUAUAAAGAAAACAAAAAUAAUGAAGAGAUACCGUCUGACACACGUAAGAAUAAGCAAAGUAAUAUAAAAAUGAAUGAAAAAAAAACAUGACGCUCCUGCCACGCAGCGAGUCUUUAGACAGCUUUAAGAUAAUAAUUAUAAAUGAUAAAAAUAAUAAUUAUUAAAUAAUAACGAUAAACUUUCUAUAUGUUGAAUCGUGUCUAGUGAGAGAAGUACUAUCGAAGUAAAAAAAGCAACACAAAAAAAAAAUAAUAAUACUACUAUCGCCACACACAUGAAUUAAUGCAGUUUAUAUGACCAUUGAUUAGUUGUCUCUAUCUCGCGCGCGAAUGUUCUUUUCUUUUUUUCAUAAUAUAUAUAAUAUAGCGAGGAGAGAAAAGGGGUGGCUGUUAGAGAAAUAGCUUUUGGUGUUUCGUUUGAUGUUUUAUGAACAAACGUUGCGCGGUUGGUUGAACGGCGGACCUUUUUGCUAAAUGUUAUAAUAUCCACAAAAGGGUGCCGGAGUUCCAUAUACCUGUGUUUUUAUAUAUUCGGUGGAGUUGAACACCGGAGCUACUGUUAUCCAUUGUCACGCGCUAAUUCUUAUCACGUAGGAUUUUCAUAUGUGUACGUGGAUCGCGAGCGACAAUUGCGUGUAACGAUAUGAUAUCGGCGUUUGCAUUGUAAAAAAAAUAAAAAAAUAAAAAAAACGCAUUCAUUUCCAAACAACUCACGUCUUUCAUAGCGAGACGAGUCGUCGCGAUAGCGACGUAAUCUCUCUCUCGCUGCACGAAAUUGUGGCUCAUAAAAAGAAGCGAAGCUUUAUCAAGCUAAGUUUCACCUAGUAUGAAAAUCCUGUCGUUGCUGCGAAUAUUAUUAUUAUUAUUAUUAUUAUUAUUAUUAUUAUUAUUAUUAUUAUUAUUAUUAUUACGAUUAUAUUGUCAUUAUUCUUACUAUUAUGAUUAUUCUUUUUAUUACCGCUAUGAUUAACUAUUAGUAUCUAUUAUAUUAUCGGAGAGAGCUGUUGUGUACUGAGAUUGCUAAUAACGAAACCAGUCUCGAGCGGGCUGAUCUCUUUCGUUUUCUUUUUAGCAUCACACGACAACGAUCAGUCGAGUUUGCGAAUUUAAUGGCUUUUCCGUUCUCCAUCCUUUUAUUCCUCUCAUCCCAAUCAAUCUCGAUCUCAGCCAAAUCCUUCCUCUCUCUCUCUUUCUUCGCAUCUACUUACUUAUGUAAGCACAUUUUCUUCUCUUCUUCUCAGAUUCGUUUCCGUUCUUUCUAAUCAAGUCUGAUAUAGAGUGCGGUUUCGCGAAAGAGAUAUAGAGAAGCGAGAUGAUGACAGAUGCGAGUCAAAAAGAGAGAGAUAGAGAGAUUCGACGGGAAGUCGAUUGAUACCAUCAAAAGUUGGAUCGACGGUGUUAAAUUAAACAUUGAUUCGCGAUCUAGCGGAUCAAGCAAGAGUAAUCAUCCUUCGAUGCGUUGCGGUUUCCCUUUUUUUUUCCUCCUGGCGCGCUCUCGCGUGUGUGCAUGCGUGCGUGAAUGCUAAUUUGUGUGCGUGUGUAGGCUCGACAAUCGAAGCGAGCGAGCGAGCGAAUUCUUUGUAAGGCGAGAGAAGAAAUUGAGAUGAGAAAAUUGCCGAUUGCGAGGACGAUGCGCCGUCGAAUUACGUUAACACCGCGAUUUUCGGAGGGAGUUAUAUACGCAGGAAUUAUACGUGUCCUUGAACUAUUACAUUAUAUCAAUAGCGUAACAAAAAUCAAAGUUUGUUGUUGCAGAAAACAGUGAGAAUUACUGCGAUUGGCCUUUGUAUGUCAUUUGAUUUAUUAAAGAUAACAGUCUGUUGCAA
Messenger RNA from Formica exsecta, 6421 nucleotides. It is a transcript of the gene Pur-alpha, whose product is annotated as transcriptional activator protein Pur-beta. The coding region runs from base 422 to 1321 and encodes 299 amino acids. Gene Ontology annotation, molecular function: RNA polymerase II transcription regulatory region sequence-specific DNA binding; purine-rich negative regulatory element binding; DNA-binding transcription factor activity, RNA polymerase II-specific. Gene Ontology annotation, cellular component: nucleus. The transcript has 6 exons. Gene Ontology annotation, biological process: regulation of transcription by RNA polymerase II. NCBI's taxonomy places the organism in Eukaryota, Metazoa, Arthropoda, Insecta, Hymenoptera, Formicidae. The record is from RefSeq and is a predicted model, not a curated record.